UUCUUCUUGUAUCAUCAGCUGUCAUGGCCGCAGCAGGCCCAGAGUCUGCUGCCGUCACCCUCCUCUUCCUCAACCUCAUAAUGUACGUCAUCGUCGCCAUCAUCGCCGGCUGGGCUCUCAACUACGGCGUCGACGAGACGCCUCACGCAUUGUCCGGGCUGACUCCGCCGGCUCAGCUGUUCCCGAUAUAUUUUCCGAUCGGCAACCUCUCCACUGGAUUCUUCGUGAUAUUCUCGCUCAUCGCCGGGGUCGUCGGCACCGCAACUUCGCUCACCGGCUUACUCGACGUCUCACGGUCGAAACCGGCAAGCUUGCUGUCCGCCGCAGCUUUCUCAGUCAUUACUUGGGCCCUCACCCUUCUGGCAAUGGGGUUGGCAUGUAAAGAGAUAAGCAUCAGCUGGCGUCCCGCGAGCCUCAGGACGCUGGAGACUCUGACGAUCAUAUUAUCUGGAACCCAGCUGCUGUGCGCGGGAGCUAUUCAUGCAGGAGCUUCCGCUGCUUCAUUCGAUGGCCCCAUCAUCGGAAGAGUCUAAAUCUCGUCAAAAUCCGCCUUGUGAAAUCCAAUGUCUCCAAGAUUGCUUCAGUUGUUUACAUUCUUCUAAACGUUGAACAUAUAUAUAAAUAUGCUGUGUGAACUUCUAAUUAAGUUGUAACAAGUUUUCUGUAAUUAAUUGAUUGUAAAUUGAAAUAAUAAAUCUUUGCGAGUUUUA
Molecule: messenger RNA, 710 nt
Organism: Ananas comosus (pineapple)
Lineage: Eukaryota; Viridiplantae; Streptophyta; Magnoliopsida; Poales; Bromeliaceae
Exons: 4
Coding region: 24-533 (169 amino acids)
Source: RefSeq, a predicted model, not a curated record